AGCGAGUGUUGAUGUGCCGCGCGCGCACGCAAGUUCACGCGAGUCAAUCCAACUCGAUCCGCUCGAUCGCGGAUCGCAGGCGUGUUCGCGUUCACGUAUAGGACGGGUACGGCGUACGGCGUGAGAAUUACACGUGUCUGUUUGCCGAUGGUGGUCGAACGAGACUGAGGCAGAGAGUAUCGCGGAAGGAUGGCGACAUCAAUGCAGGAGGGCGAUUUCAAGGCGACCACCGUCGCCAACACCGUCGCCGAUCAUGCCGAGGAGUACAGACUCCGCACCGGGACCGACAGCUUCCCGAGCAUCAACGAGAGGCCGGUCGACGACAUCUCCCUCGAGUUCUUCUAUAAACCGCACACGAUCACCCUGCUACUCAUCUCCAUUGGCGCCGUUAUAUACUCUGCGUUCACCAGGAAUACCACCAAUGUGGAGGACAACAUGUGGGCGGGUAUAUUGUGCGUCAUUUUCUUCUUCCUUAUCAUAUCUGUCCUGACAUUCCCCAACGGUCCAUUUACUAGACCUCAUCCUGUGGUAUGGCGGAUAGUAUUCGGCUGCAGCGUACUCUAUUUGAUGGGUCUGCUGUUCUUGUUAUUCCAAAACUAUGAGACAGUCAGGAGGAUCCUGGUAUGGGUGGAUCCAGGUUUAGCUUCCUUCCACAUCGAUAUGGACAAGGAGUAUGGUGUCAACUGCUCGGAUGUCACAGUGGAAAGGAUCUGGAAUCACCUGGACGUGUUUGCACUGGCACACUUUCUUGGCUGGGCCUUCAAGGCCAUCUUAAUUCGUCAUCUUGGUAUCCUUUGGGCCAUCAGCGUCAUGUGGGAGGUGACAGAGAUUGCCUUUGCUCAUUUAUUGCCAAACUUUAUCGAAUGCUGGUGGGACGCCUUGAUUCUCGACGUUAUAGUGUGCAAUGGAUUAGGUAUCUGGGUUGGCCUAAAAAUUUGCUCCAUAUUGGAGAUGAGGGAAUACAAGUGGGUCAGUAUUCGUGACAUUGAGAGCACCACUGGGAAGCUGAAGAGAGCAAUGUUGCAGUUUACUCCUGGCAGUUGGACAUCUGUUAGAUGGCUGGAUCCAACUUGCACACAUAUGCGAUUGGUCGCUUUAUGCCAGUUGGUGAUAUUCUGGCAAGUUUCCGAGUUGAAUACGUUCUUCUUGAAGCACGUCUACGAGUUUCCUCCAUCUCAUCCAUUUGUUGUGGCCAGAUUAGUAUUGGUCGGCGUUAUAGUCGCACCAUCCGUUAGGCAGUAUUAUAUGUACGUAACUGAUCCGACGUGUAGUCGAGUGGGAACUCAGUGUUGGGUCUAUGGGGCAAUUAUGGUGACAGAAGCUUUACUGUGUAUACGCCAUGGUGCAGCCCUGUUUGAACGUACUCAAGCUCUCAAUAUCCUCCUUUGGCUGCUUUGCCAGUCUCUAGUCUCCGUUCUCUGCGUCUAUGGCUGUGUUUUGUGGCAUCAGUACUUUGAGACGGGAAAGAAAGCCACUAUAAGGCGGUCAGUCUCCCAUCUAAGCAGGUUUGACACGGAUAUAAGCGGGAAUAUGGCUCGUCGUACGAAAUCCGUGGAGGCAUUGGAUAAGAAGAAACUGUGAAAGAAAGAGUGAAAAGAAUCGCUUGAUGGUGAACUGAGGACA
Molecule: messenger RNA, 1623 nt
Organism: Trachymyrmex cornetzi
Lineage: Eukaryota; Metazoa; Arthropoda; Insecta; Hymenoptera; Formicidae
Gene: l(3)77CDf
Product: phosphatidylserine synthase 1 homolog l(3)77CDf
Exons: 6
Coding region: 190-1581 (463 amino acids)
Biological process (GO): phosphatidylserine biosynthetic process
Molecular function (GO): L-serine-phosphatidylethanolamine phosphatidyltransferase activity
Source: RefSeq, a predicted model, not a curated record